UGUAUAGAUGUUUCAACAUGAAGUCACGUGUAUGAUAUCUCUCAGUCUUCUUCUCUCCUUCAUUCAUUUCGGAGGCACAUACAAUGGACCAAUCAACGCCAAACUAUUACAAGAAGAGGGCUUUCUAUUGGCUGAUUCCAGUGAUCACGUGACCGUAAUCGAAGGAAGUGCUUUCGGGGAUAUUUCUGAGGAAAUGGAAUUGGAAGUAGGGAUAGAAAACCGUUUUGAACCUGGAAAGGUCCCUAACACAACUUUCACGGAUCUGGAGGGAUUAACAAAAGACCAGAAAAAUUACACACGACAUUCUGUUAAAUCCGAUAAAUCUAAUGAAACGACAACAUCAACAUCAGUGAUCGUCGCUGUGGUUAUCCUCGUUGUUGCGCUGGUAUGCGGUGCCGUAGUCUCCACCAAACUUCUGUAUGAACGUUACAUUAAACGAAAUGAUCGAAAACACCCAACAGAUUACGAUAGUGACGAAUAUUCUGUAAUGAUGACUUGGGAUUGA
Messenger RNA from Ylistrum balloti, 505 nucleotides. RefSeq lists its product as uncharacterized. The record is from RefSeq and is a predicted model, not a curated record. Lineage: Eukaryota; Metazoa; Mollusca; Bivalvia; Pectinida; Pectinidae. The transcript has 3 exons. Bases 8 to 505 code for a protein of 165 amino acids.